GUUGACUGACGUCAUCCAUGAAGUCCAGCGGCCCCGCCUCUUCCUCUUCUUCCCCCCCAUAUGAUCGUCAUUCUCCACACGGCGUCUCUCCGCGGCCAUGGUAACAACACCGUCUAACGGACUACUGCAGACAACAACAGAAACAAGUGCUUUUCUUUGAGUUCCAGCACAGAGACAUUGUCCUCCAUUUAAGAUGAACCUGGCAGAGAUCUGUGACAACGCUAAGAAGGGCAGAGAGUAUGCUCUGCUGGGGAACUAUGACUCCUCUAUGGUCUACUACCAGGGAGUGAUCCAGCAGAUACAUAAACACGGCCAAGCCCUCAGAGACCCUGCACUCAAAGUCAAGUGGCAACAGGUGAGACAGGAGUUGUUGGAGGAGUAUGAGCAGGUGAAAGGCAUUGUGGGAACUCUGGAGAGUUUUAAGGUGGACAAGCCAGCUGACUUCCCCGUCCCUCAGUCUGAGGAGGGGCCUAGAGACCCUGCAGUGUGGCCCCCACCCACACCUGCAGAGCACAGGGCCCCUACUGCAGUGAAGCGUCCUAACAGUGGGGUGAAACCCCAGCAGAGGAAGGACUCUCCAGGUAUGCAGCCCAGAGGGGCUCCAGGAGGGAGGGGCCAGACUAACCCUAAAACAGACCGCCCUGCCCCCAGGGAUGCCCCCCGAGGCACCAAGGUCAGAGACGACAAGGGUAAAAAGGCUGUAGCAGAGGGAGCAGGGGAUGGAGAGCUGAAGAAGUUUGAUGGUUCGGGGUACGACAGUGACUUAGUGGAGGCACUGGAGAGAGACAUCGUCUCCCGCAACCCCAACAUACACUGGGGGGACAUUGCUGACCUGGAGGAUGCUAAGAAGCUGCUGAGAGAAGCGGUGGUUCUGCCCAUGUGGAUGCCAGACUUCUUCAAGGGUAUACGCCGACCCUGGAAGGGUGUGUUGAUGGUGGGCCCACCAGGGACAGGGAAGACCAUGCUGGCUAAAGCCGUGGCUACAGAGUGUGGCACCACCUUCUUCAACGUAUCCUCCUCCACACUCACCUCCAAAUACAGAGGAGAGUCUGAGAAACUGGUUCGCCUGCUCUUUGAGAUGGCGAGAUUCUAUGCCCCGACCACCAUCUUCAUAGAUGAGAUAGACUCCAUUUGUGGGAGUCGAGGGAAGUCGGACGAACACGAAGCCAGCCGCAGAGUCAAGUCAGAAAUACUGGUACAGAUGGACGGUGUGGGGGGAGCUUCAGAGAAUGACGAUCCCUCUAAGAUGGUGAUGGUUCUGGCUGCUACUAACUUCCCCUGGGACAUCGACGAGGCACUACGGAGACGACUGGAGAAGAGAAUCUACAUCCCACUGCCUACAGCUGUGGGUCGUGCUGAGCUGCUGGGGAUCAGUCUAAAGGAGGUGGAUGUGGCUGAUGAUGUGGACCUGGCUCUCAUCGCUGACAAGAUAGAUGGAUACUCUGGAGCUGACAUCACCAACGUCUGCAGAGAUGCGUCUAUGAUGGCUAUGCGUCGGCGUAUCCAGGGCCUCUCUCCAGAGGAGAUCAGAGCUCUGUCUAAAGAAGAGCUUCAGAUGCCUGUCACCAUGGACGACUUCACAAUUACCUUGAAGAAGAUCUCCAAGUCUGUCUCCGCUGCCGACUUGGAGAAGUACCAGGCCUGGAUGGAGGAGUUUGGAUCUGUUUAGAGAGAGGACACAGCACCAGGAGUGAAGAAAGGACUGUAAGAGCAGAGUGGGAGAGGAUCAGUGGGGAUUGGAGGGGGAGAGGACCAGUGGGGAUUGGAGGGGGAGAGGACCAGUGGGGAUUGGAGGGGGAGAGGACCAGUGGGGAUUGGAGGGGGAGAGGACCAGUGGGGAUUGGAGGGGGAGAGGACCAGUGGGGAUUGGAGGGGGAGAGGAGCGUGGGAGAGGACCAGUGGGGAUUAGAGUGGCAGAGGACCAGGAGAAAGAGACAUGUAUGUGAAGUGUAGAGGAACUAGAGGAGGUUGUGACUGGUGAAGAACUAGAGGCCAAGAGUGUGAACCAAGAGGAUUGAAGUGUGUAAAGCGGAGACGAAUGGACUGGAGUGUUUGGCUGAGAUUUAAAGGGUACAUCUCAAUAGUCUAAAGUUGCUUCCUCUCUUCGUCCCCUUGUCUACUUCUCCUUGUCUCUUCGUCUCCUUGUCUCUUCGUCUCCUUGUCUCUUCAUCUCCUUGUCUUCCUCUGUAUCUGUUGGUCCCUCCCUCCCUCCACUCACUACUCCUCCAUGUGUCUGUGGAGAUGGAGUCUGUCACUGCAUCUAAAAUGGCAGCCUAUACCCUAUAUAGUGCACUAGGGGUCUGGUCAAAAGUAGGGCACUAAAUUAGGGAAUAGGGUGCCAUUUUGGAUGCAGCCUGUGAAACUCUUCACAGACGCCUUGGACUGAUACUUGAAUGGACACCUACAGACACUAUCCACCACACACAUUCACCAGGAGAUGAACUGUAUCUGGACAGGUUGGUUGAAUGGUUCAGCUGUUCAUUUGACCACCUAGCUAUCACAGUGUCUGGAAAUGUAGAUAAUAUACUGAA
Molecule: messenger RNA, 2531 nt
Organism: Salmo salar (Atlantic salmon)
Lineage: Eukaryota; Metazoa; Chordata; Actinopteri; Salmoniformes; Salmonidae
Gene: katnal1
Product: katanin p60 subunit A-like 1
Biological process (GO): microtubule severing
Cellular component (GO): microtubule cytoskeleton
Molecular function (GO): ATP hydrolysis activity; ATP binding; microtubule binding
Source: RefSeq, a predicted model, not a curated record